AAGACUUCUGCUUGGAGAUCCUCCGUUUGUCGCGCGCUGACUCCUGGACACGAUGCGCACGCAUGUCCUGCUGCUGCUCGCGCUGCUGGCGGGCGCUGUCAGAGGCGCGCGGGAGAAAUCGCAACUCGGGACGGUUGACCGACUCAGGACGAAGAGGGAGAUUCCUACGGGCGUCGCGCUCCGGAACACUGGGAGCUCCAUCUACAAGAGGAGCCAGGACGCCACCAAAGUCUCCAUCACCAAGUCGGACCAGCUGCUGAGUAUUGGCGACCAUGACUUCACCAUGCGGCCCAACUUCGGAGGGCCGGCCGUCCCGGUGGGGGUGGACGUCCAGGUGGAGAGUCUGGACACCAUUUCAGAGGUGGACAUGGACUUCACCAUGACUCUGUACCUGCGGCACUACUGGAAGGACAGACGUCUGUCCUUCCACAGCUCCACCAACCAGAGCAUGACCUUCGACGGGCGGCUGGUGAAGAAGAUCUGGGUGCCCGACCUGUUCUUCGUCCACUCCAAGCGCUCCUUCACCCACGACACCACCACAGACAACGUCAUGCUGAGGGUGUUCCCCGACGGAAAGGUCCUCUACAGCCUCAGGGUGACCGUGACCUCCAUGUGCAGUAUGGACCUGAGCUGCUUCCCCCUCGACACGCAGACCUGCUCCCUGGAGAUCGAGAGCUACGCCUACACCGACGAUGACCUCAUGCUAUACUGGAAGGAGGGCAACGAGUCGCUGAACACCGACGACCGCAUCUCCCUCUCCCAGUUCCUCAUCCAGGAGUUCAGGACCUCCUCUAAGCUGGCCUUCUACAGCAGCACAGGCUGGUACAACCGCCUCUACAUCAACUUCACCCUGCGGCGCCACAUCUUCUUCUUCCUGCUGCAGACCUACUUCCCUGCCACCUUGAUGGUGAUGCUCUCCUGGGUGUCCUUCUGGAUCGACCGCCGCGCCGUGCCCGCCCGUGUGCCGCUAGGUAUCACCACGGUGCUCACCAUGUCCACCAUCAUCACGGGGGUCAACGCCUCCAUGCCGCGGGUCUCCUACAUCAAGGCGGUGGACAUCUACCUCUGGGUCAGCUUCGUCUUCGUCUUCCUCUCGGUCAUCGAGUACGCCGCCGUCAACUACCUGUCGACGCGGCAAGAGAGGAGGGAGCGGCGGCUCAGAGAGCAGCUGCCCUGUACCUGCGAGGCGCCGCGGCCCGGCGGUCCUACAGGGGGCUACGGCGAGGCGGCUGGACGCUUCGGGCUGAUGGCGUCGCUGGGGAACGGCGUGAAGCAGCGGGAGACGGUGCUGCUGCAGCUCGCCAUGGAGCGCGACCAGCUGGGCGGUCAGGUGAACGACCAGGUGACUGGUCACGUGACCUCCGGCGGCUACGAGAGCACCUGGGUCGACACGCACAUCAUUGACUCGUACGCCCGGGUGCUGUUUCCGGGCUCCUACGUGCUCUUCAACAUCAUCUACUGGUCCAUCUACUCCUAACCCCACCUACUGCUAACCCCACCUACUGCUAACCCCACCUACUGCUCACCAGGACUGCUGAGACCUUCUCCACAGGAGCAGCUAGGGGUUACAGAGACAGGUCAUUAAGGAGCAGGUAGGGGUUAGACAGUACAGAGACAGGUCAUUGAGGAGCAGGUA
Messenger RNA from Gadus chalcogrammus (walleye pollock), 1636 nucleotides. Its product is annotated as gamma-aminobutyric acid receptor subunit rho-1-like. Lineage: Eukaryota; Metazoa; Chordata; Actinopteri; Gadiformes; Gadidae. The transcript has 11 exons. The record is from RefSeq and is a predicted model, not a curated record. Gene Ontology annotation, biological process: monoatomic ion transmembrane transport; chemical synaptic transmission; signal transduction. Gene Ontology annotation, cellular component: membrane; GABA-A receptor complex; neuron projection. Bases 53 to 1477 code for a protein of 474 amino acids. Gene Ontology annotation, molecular function: neurotransmitter receptor activity; GABA-A receptor activity; extracellular ligand-gated monoatomic ion channel activity.